AUGUCCAGUGGCCCAGGGAUGAUGAAGGGUGGUACUGACCGCAUGGUUUGGGUUCGAAGUGCUGCUGAAUUAAAUGAGUCGAUAUGCGGGGCACUGCAUGGCACGGAUGCUGCCGCCUAUAUCAACAAAACCAUUACACCGACUGCAGCGCGCAUUUGGCGAUGCGGUGAAGGCGUUCAUUGUUCAUUGGUAGCGCAUCUAGUGGAUCCUGAGCUCCGUCGGUAUCUCGACUCUAUGGUACAGCGCAUUCGAGUUGUGCACAAAUAG
This is a messenger RNA of Peronospora matthiolae, 267 nucleotides long. The record is from the annotation of a GenBank genome assembly. Lineage: Eukaryota; Oomycota; Peronosporomycetes; Peronosporales; Peronosporaceae.